Messenger RNA from Plutella xylostella (diamondback moth), 1338 nucleotides. It is a transcript of the gene sqd, whose product is annotated as RNA-binding protein squid. Lineage: Eukaryota; Metazoa; Arthropoda; Insecta; Lepidoptera; Plutellidae. The record is from RefSeq and is a predicted model, not a curated record. Gene Ontology annotation, biological process: regulation of translation. Gene Ontology annotation, molecular function: mRNA binding. Gene Ontology annotation, cellular component: nucleoplasm; chromatin.
CUUCCUUUCCUUCUUCUGCAAUUGGCGUUCAUUGUUGAAGGUCGUGUGUAGGCCUAGAUUUUAGUUCGUAAUUUAUUUUAGCAAACACUAGCCAUGGCUAAUAACGACAACUUUGCCCAAGACGUUACCGAAUCGCAACUAAAUGGAAAUGGUGAAAAUGGUGGAGGAGAUAAUCAACAGGAAAACAGUGCCGAAGCCCCCGGACGCGAUGACGACAGAAAACUAUUUGUUGGAGGAUUGAGCUGGGAAACCACAGACAAGGAGUUACGUGAUCACUUUGGCGCGUAUGGAGAGAUUGAGAGCAUUAACCUGAAGACUGACCCCAACACCGGCAGAUCCAGAGGAUUUGCUUUCAUUGUGUUCAAAGCACCUGAAUCCAUCGACAAGGUUAUGGCAGCAGGAGAACACACCAUCAAUAACAAGAAAGUCGACCCCAAGAAAGCGAAAGCACGACAUGGCAAGAUCUUCGUUGGUGGACUCAGCAGUGAAAUCUCAGAUGAUGAAAUUAAGAACUUCUUCGGCAGUUUUGGCACGAUCAUUGAAGUUGAGAUGCCCUUCGAUAAAACGAAGAACCAGAGGAAAGGAUUCUGCUUCAUCACAUUUGAAUCUGAACAAGUUGUCAAUGACUUGUUGAAGACCCCCAAACAGACCAUCGCUGGCAAAGAGGUCGAUGUGAAGAGGGCAACUCCUAAACCCGACGGUCCCGGAGGCAUGGGCGGGCGCGGAGGACGCGGCGGGCGAGGCGCGCGUGGCGGGCGUGGUGGCCGCGGGGGCUACGGCGGACAGGGCGCGUGGGGCAACCAGGGAUACGGUGGCUACGGAUACGGCCAGGGCGGCUAUGGAGGUGGCUACGACGGCUAUGGAAGUUACGGCAGCUAUGGCUACGACGGCUAUGGCGGCUACGGCGGUUACGAUUACUCCGGCUACCCGAAUUACGACUACGGCGGUUACGGUGGUUACGAGGGCGGUUACAGCGCUCGCUCGGCACCGCGCGGCAAAGUGAAGGGCACCGAAGAUCAGGCUGAUCAAUGCGAUGACUUUACAGCGGGCUACCAAGGUGGGAAGCAGAGGGGAGGCGGUGGGGGUCGCACCAACCAAAGGCACCAGCCUUACUGAGCACCGUCCCUCAAGUACCUGCCGAUAGUCAUCUCACUCCAAUAGUAAGGUUAAGUCACCGGUCAUGAACUCUUCCAACGCAGCGUCUUGCGUCGGGAGCGUCAUUCCAUUCCACAUUACGUUAAGCGAGUAAUCUUUCUAAGAUUUUUAAGAUUUAAAUUAUCGUAUGUAACGUCGCACUUGGCGGCGAUUGCAUAUUUAUUAAUAUAGAUAUGGAAUAGA